GCAAUAAAUUGCGUUUGCGCAACUGCCUUCGAUUUAGGAAUUUUUCACCUUUUUGACGCUAUCAUCGGUUGCCAAAAUUACCGUUUUUGUUGUUGAAGGUUGGGAGUGCAGUGGUUGUGGAUAGUUCCAAUUUUUAUUUUUAUUAGGAAAAUUGUACAUAUUCUCCACCGAUUUCAAACAUGGGUGUGGAAGUCGAAACGAUCAAACCAGGUGAUGGCCAAACCUUCCCCAAAACAGGUCAGACUGUGAUAGUUCAUUACACAGGUACCUUAACAAAUGGACAAAAGUUUGACUCAUCAAGAGACAGGGGAUCUCCAUUCAAGUUUCAGAUUGGCAAGGGAGAAGUUAUCAAGGGCUGGGAUGAGGGUGUUGCUCAGGUUCUCAUUAGAUGUCCUCUCAAGGCCAAUCAUUAAAAACCAGAGAAUAGGAUCAUCAAUAUGAGCGUAGGCCAGAGGGCAAAACUGACCUGCUCCCCAGACUAUGCUUAUGGCUCCAGGGGACAUCCAGGCAUUAUUCCCCCAAAUGCCACCCUCAUUUUCGACGUCGAGCUGCUUGAAAUCGACUAAAUUGACAGUGGGGGAUUGAGAAGUGCGGCAUUUCCGUCAAAAGCGUAUAUAAGGUUAUUUAAAAUGAUUAUAGUUACUCAAAGUUAGCACAAUAUGUAAUUUAGCUAAGUACAAAUCGUAUUCUAGAGGCACAGGAACAGUUGACAGCAUGUUUGAAUGGUCGUUUGAAUAGGUGAUAGAAUAUAAAAAGAUGUAUCAUUCGGAAGUGCUGCAGUGUUUUGAUUUUAUAGGUUUUAAUCUCAUGUUGAGGGUUGCUUUGAACAACAAACAUUUUUGGGUGCAUAGAUACCAUUUUUUUACAUUGUGCAAUUUGAAUCAAGUAUGUCAUAAUGCUUCUUUUUUAUUAUCUAUACAGGUUAGAGAAUUUUAAAACUUUAACGUUUUUUUUUUUUGAUGUAUUGUAUAGUUUAUUCACACAUUGACUUCCUGUGCCUCUACUGAGAAUAAGCAAUUUGUCUAUUUGUCAUUCUUCUUCUGAAUAGUUGAAUAGUGGGGAACCUGGACAGUUAGGGAUAUCAAUUAAUACAUGAUGGAAGUGACUGCACUGAAUUUCAGCAUAUAAUUCAGUUUCAGUGUAUUAUUUCCCAGUUCAAAUUGCAUUUGAUUUUCUAGUAUUUCCAUGUUGUUUGCAAUUAUAUUCCUUAAUAUAUCUUACUACUUUGGAUAUGGUCAAUGCUUGUUCAAAUUCGUGUACAUUUUUUGAAUUAUAGGUAUUGUGCGUGUCCCAAUAAAAGAACUGUUUGUGAUUGAGA
Messenger RNA from Acanthoscelides obtectus, 1318 nucleotides. The record is from the annotation of a GenBank genome assembly. NCBI's taxonomy places the organism in Eukaryota, Metazoa, Arthropoda, Insecta, Coleoptera, Chrysomelidae.